AGCAAGUGGUGGUGAGAGGAGGUCAGGCCACAAUUAUACCUCCUCCUCGUCGUCCUCUUUUUUUUUUUCCCUCAUUCUGUCCUUCUGACCAUGCUUCUCGAUUAAAAAGAGACUUUCCUCAACGUCUUCUUUGUAGUGAUCUGCUCAAGAUGGGGGACCAAAAUCUUGCUGCCAUGCUUUCUGAGGAUGACUCGGAGGAGACGGGGGAAAACAAGAAACCCACACUCUACCAGUUUUCCUCGACGGUACGAGCUGUGGUGCGAAUUCGACAGAAGUACCAAGCGAUGAAAAAGCGCCGCAUGGAGCGGGCAGUAUCAGCAUCCCAGCACAGUGCUCCGUCACUGUCUCCGUGUAGUGAACAGCGCUCCACCAGCCCUAAGAUCUUCACAUUUGAUGUAGUUGAUGGCCACAGUCCUGUCAAUGUAGUCAAGAAAAGGAAAAGGAAAAAGGGGCGUGUCCUAUUCCCCAAUAGCAGCCGCCGAGUAGUGCCUACUAAGGAGCAAAGCCGAGCCAAGAGCUGUCUGGUCCUGCUUUGUGUUGUUGUUUUCUUGCAGGUUUACAAUGCCAUUGAAAACCUAGACGACCACGUGCUUAAAUACGAUCUUGAGGGACUGGAGAAAACCCUUAAAAGAGAGGUUUUUGGACAGCAUGAGGCAACUGAUGGCCUUUUGGACCAUUUAAAAGAUUACUUGUCGACAUAUGUUCACAGUAAACCUUUGGUGGUGUCUCUUCUCGGGCCUAGUGGUGUAGGAAAGAGUCACAUAGGAAGGCUAUUGGCUCAGCACUUCCGAUCUGUGGUAGGCGAGCAGCUGGUCAUGCAGUACUUCGUGCUCCACCACUGUCCCACAGAAGACAACGUCCCAGUCUGUACAGAAACUCUGUCUUCUCAGGUCUCUGACAUGGUCACUCGGGCUGAAGAAGAGGAGAAAAUUCCACUGUUCAUCUUUGAUGAGAUGGAGCACAUGCCUACUCAGCUGCUAGACACUGUGCGAAGCCUCAUCGUGAAAAAAGACAACAACGAAUAUUUGAACGCCAUUUACAUCCUCAUUAGCAACCUGGAGCAAGACGAGAUCACAAAGUUUGUGCUGCAGAACUCCACCAGCAUAACCGUUUCGGGCCGAGGGCACAUUGGCAAGGAGUUGAACUCUUUGUUGGUUAGCAAUCUCAAAAAACACCACUUGCUUUGGCUGGAAGCAGAGUUGCUUCCUCUUACACUUCUGGAAAAAAGCCACGUGAUGGAAUGUUUUAUCGACGAGAUGUCUCGGGAAGGAUUUUACCCAGAACGCUCUCACGUAGAAAGACUAGCAGACGAGCUGGGUUACUAUUUUGUCGGUGAACGAGAGUUUGCACGCACUGGCUGUAAGCAAGUGGUGGCAAAAGUGAAUCUUCUGUGAAACCAAAUGCUGUUUACACAUUCAAGAAAUAUAUUGAUGCAUUAAAAUCAGUGCGAGUCUGCGAUGGAUGGAUAUGUCUGCCUCAUGGUUUCGUUGUUAUUUUUACAGCUCUUAAGGAGGAAUGUUAUGAAUGAAUGUUAAAUUUAAUCCUAUGGCCCCCCCCACUUCAAACACGCGCACAUACACAGUAUAUUUGUUAAAUAGAAUGAGUCAGUAACUGUUUCUCUCUAUCUCUCUCUCACAUGCAUACAGUGUAAAACAUCCAUGUUUACUUUGUCUUGUAGUUGGCUGUUACUGGUAAACUUUUGUAGGAUGAAGCAUGUAAACAAAUGUCAAAUUCUCUCUAGAGAAACAAGGGCAGUGUGGCUGAGAGACCUUUCAGAGAGAGAGAAAAAAAAAAACAGUCCUACUUCAGGGCAGACUGAGAGAGCCACGUUUCAGUCAUGUAUCGGAUUACCCGAAGUUCUUAUUUUACAUUGUAUUCAAGUUUUCAUAUUUUAAUAUUAUUUUAAUAAGUUAAAACUCCCAAAAUGUUGUGUUUUAAUGCUCCAGGUGGAAUCCCUUUAAAUAAAGCUUUUUUUU
Clarias gariepinus (North African catfish) is the source of this 1976-nucleotide messenger RNA. RefSeq names its product torsin family 4, member Aa (gene tor4aa). The record is from RefSeq and is a predicted model, not a curated record. The transcript is spliced from 2 exons. The coding region runs from base 150 to 1394 and encodes 414 amino acids. NCBI's taxonomy places the organism in Eukaryota, Metazoa, Chordata, Actinopteri, Siluriformes, Clariidae. Gene Ontology annotation, cellular component: endoplasmic reticulum lumen; nuclear envelope. Gene Ontology annotation, molecular function: ATP hydrolysis activity; ATP binding.